CGUCCAGGCGAAGGCGCUUCGAGAACGCCGAGCGCGGCCCCCAAGGCUGUGGUGACUCUUAUUCUUUCACCACUUUGAGGGACCCGGCGACGAAUCCUCGGGACGCCAAAGAAGCGGCUGCGGACUUCCGACGGGGAGGGCGUGAGGCCUAGAGCCGCUGGGGGUGCUGGGGCCGGAAGGCGCCGAGCCCCGCUCAGCUGUGGGCCGGGGGCGUGGCGAGGCCGGAUUCUGUUUCCCCCCAGGCCCUGAGGAGCUUUCGGUUUCAUUUCCGGCCGGCGUCUCCACCUCGAGGGAACCGCCCACGCCCCUCCAGUCCCAGGCUCGACGUCCAUGGCUCCCGACGCCGUCCUCCGUGAGGUGACCCAGGCGCUGUGCGCGGCCGGGGGCGCCUUGGAGCUGGAGGAGCUGCGGCGCCGCUUGCGGGCGAGCGUCGGCGGGGACGUGCUGGAACGGCUGUUGCGGGAGCGCGGGCGCUUGGCGGUGGUGCGGCGGGCGGCCGGGGACGGCGCGGCGGCCGUCGAGCGUCUGGUGCUGGCCGUAUCGCCGCUGCGCGUGUGCGGCGCGUACCAGGGCUCGAAGCCGAGCUGCGUGGGGCUCUGCGCUCAGCUGCACCUCUGCAGGUUCGUGUUCUACGGCAAGUGCAAGAUCCUGAGGGACAGGAAGGACUGUAGGAACGGUCACAACUUGACGUCCGAACACAACAUGCGCGUGCUGAAAACUCAGGGCGUGGACCACCUCAGCUUCAGUGAGCUCUCCGUGCUCUUGUUACAGAACGACCCCUUGCUCUUGCCGGAGAUCUGCCUUCAUUACAACAAAGGACAUGGACCCUAUGGCUCUUGUUCCUUUAAAAAGCAAUGUGUCAAACUCCACAUCUGCCAGUAUUUUUCACAGGGUGAAUGCAAGUUUGGCACUGGCUGUAAGAGAUCCCAUGAUUUCUCUAAUUCUGAGAACCUGGAAAAACUGGAGAAGUUGGGCAUGAGGUCAGAGCUGGUGAGCAGGCUGCCUUCCAUUUACAGAAAUGCUCAUGACAUCAAGAAUAAGAGCUCUCCCUCCAUCAGAGUGCCGUCUUCUCCCUAUGUGUCACAGGGGACUUCUGAAAGAAGAGAUGCAGGUUCUGUGUCCCCAAACACUGCCAACCAAGAGGAGAGUGAUCAGAUUUGCUUGUUCCAUAUCUGGAAACGUUGUACCUUUCAAGAGAGGUGCAGUAGAGUUCACUUCCAUUUGCCAUAUCGGUGGCAAGUCUUAGAUGGAGGCUCGUGGAAGGAUCUGAACAAAAUGUACCUUAUUGAAGAGGCCUAUUGCAAUCCUGCAAGAAACGGGAUCGUGUGCACCAGUAGCUUUCUCACUGGUUUUCUGAACUUUAACUCCAUGACGUUUGGUUCCACCUUGGCUCGCCGCCUCUCCACGGCCUCCUCGCUCACCAAACCUCCACACUUUGUCCUCACCACUGAGUGGGUUUGGUACUGGAACGAUGAAUUUGGCUUUUGGCAGGAGUAUGGAAGACAAGGCGUGGAGCACCCCGUGACCAGCGUCAGCAACAGCGACGUGGAGAAGGCCUACCUGGCGUACUGUGCCGCAGGCUCUGACCCCCAGGCUGCUGCUCUGAAGUUCCAGGCAGGAAAGCACACAUACGAAUUAGACUUCAAAGACUUCGUUCAGAAAAACCUGGUCUAUGGCACGGUUAGAAACGUUUGCCGGAGACCCAAAUUCGUAUCUCCCCAGGAUGUGAAGCUGAAGCAAACCUGCGUCAAUUCCCAAGGCCUAAAGAGUAUCCCUGAGCAUUGGGACCACUUGGCCCUGUCGGACACUGGCUUUAAGAGGAUCACCCUCCCUUCGUCCUCAGAGGAGUUUCGAAAGAUCUGGAAACUCUUCACCCAUACGAUGCCUCUCUAUUACGUUCAGAAGAUUGAGCGGGUCCAGAAUGUGGCCCUUUGGGAAGUCUACCAGUGGCAGAAGGAGCAGAUGCAGAAGAGAAACGGCGGGAAGACAGUGGAUGAGAGGCAGCUGUUCCACGGCACCAGCACCGGUUUCGUUGACGCCAUCUGCCAGCAGAACUUUGACUGGCGGGUCAGUGGUCUUCAUGGUACUUCCUACGGCAAGGGGAGCUACUUUGCCCGGGACGCCGCGUAUUCCCACCACUACAGCAAAACUGACACCAAGUCCCACACGAUGUUCCUGGCUCGGGUGCUCGUGGGCGAAUUCGUCCGAGGCAACGCCAGCUUCGUCCGUCCCCCGGCGAAGGAGGGCCAGGGCGACGUCUUGUACGACAGCUGCGUGAACCGCGUGUCUGACCCCUCCAUCUUCGUGGUCUUCGAGAAGCACCAGGCCUACCCAGAAUCAAGGAACUGAGACCCAGAGAGCUUGAGGAGCUCGCCCCAGCUCACGCAGAGCCGGGAAGCCACCGUAGGCAUCAGGGAACUGGGGUGGGCACCCCUUGCGCCCGGAGCAGCAGGGCUCACCUGAGUCUCGGGACAGGCUUCGAACCGGAACUUGCGCAGGACGUGGAGCAGCGUCAGCUUGGCCUCCAAGAGCCCCAGUCUCACCCCGAGGCAGCUCCGGGGACCUGCCCCGAACGGCAGGUACGUGAAGGGCCGCUGGCGCUGCUGGGCCUCGGCUGUGAACCUACGGGGCAGCACGGUCAGCGUUGGCCUGGGUCACCACCUCCCUUCCUGGGGCUUCAGCCACUGGCUCUGGCUGAGGGACCCCAUCAUCUGAGGCCACGCUCCCACCACGUGAGGCCUAAACCCCACCUCGGUCUACAGGAUCCUGUUUUUUUCCUGGACCGGUCAGUCCCUAAGGCUUUGGAGCUGGUGGCCACUGAUCCAUGUGCUCCCGUGCGGCUCCCCUCCUCCUGUCCUGCAAAGCCCCGAAGGCACCGCUGAAUUAGCAGAAUCACCUGGAUCGUCAGCAUGGCCCUCUCCGCCUCUCCUGAUGAAUUCACUGUGUUGUUAAUGAGCUUUGCAGGCUCCCUAGAAUCCAGGAUGAAAGUCUCAAAGAAACCACAGCUCUCGCUUCACCCAUGGCUCCAACUUCCCCAGUGGCCAGAGGGUGACACUGGCUGGCCGGCAUCCCCUUCCUAAGCAGAGUCCCUGGGCACCAGACCCCUCUGGAGGCCAUGUCCUGCCAGUUUGUCUCUUGAUGCCAUGCUGGGCAGCUGUCUCCCUGCCCACACUCACCUUUCUGGUUUAAACACUGAAACUUGAACCACUGGGGGUGGCAGUAUUUGACCCGCUGGAAGCUCUUCUUCAGAAUGAAUUGCCGUAUCUGCUCCCAGAUGACAGCAUUUGCCACGUGUGUUCUGUGACAGUAACGCUACGUGACAACCACAGCUCCCUUCUUACUACCUCUGGACUUUAUGGGCCCAAGAAGCCCUUGACCCACCUUUUCUACAUCGUAUUAAUGCACUUUUUGUUUUCAAAGGUGAUGCUGCAAGCCUUGCAGCUGCUGUUUAUGUUUCUUGAUAUUUACCAUAAUUCCAGGAGCUGCUGGGCAGCAGAAUGUUAUUUAUCUGGGUCCCACUGCCCAUGGCUUCCCAGGGACCAGGUUGUAGAGUUGGGGCCGCAUUAACAGGAAGCUGGAGCCACUAACAGUGGGAACAGAGCUGCAGGCUGGCCAGCUCCCCCAUUUGCCAGGAAGCGAUAUCCGUCGACUCUGAUGAGGAGGGCGUGUAGAUGCCUGCUCAGACACUUU
Messenger RNA from Lagenorhynchus albirostris (white-beaked dolphin), 3690 nucleotides. It is a transcript of the gene PARP12, whose product is annotated as poly(ADP-ribose) polymerase family member 12. Bases 331 to 2349 code for a protein of 672 amino acids. The transcript is spliced from 13 exons. Gene Ontology annotation, molecular function: metal ion binding; NAD+ poly-ADP-ribosyltransferase activity. NCBI's taxonomy places the organism in Eukaryota, Metazoa, Chordata, Mammalia, Artiodactyla, Delphinidae. The record is from RefSeq and is a predicted model, not a curated record.